CUAAUGUAUGCAUAUCACUAUCACAAACCGACAUAAACGAAGUUCAAGUAUCGUUCACAGUAGCUUUUGUAUACAUUUUAGUAUAUAACGAUAGAAAUUGUGUUUGCUUAGGAGUGCCUAAUUAAUUAUCACAAACGUCAAAAAGAAUAUCAAUUAUUAAUUACAAAUAAAUAAAUCAGUGAAGGAAGCAAAAAUGUCGUUAUAUCCUUCAUUAGAAGACAUGAAAGUGGAUCAAAUGAUCCAAGCACAAGUGAAUUUGUACAACCAAUAUGCAACUCCGCCACAGCCACAAACUCAAAUGCCGAUGCCAACAGCACCAGUUUCUGGAAUAUAUGGAACUUUGGAGAAUACUCCGCAUUCGUUAUAUCCCAAAUUAAAUGAUUAUAUGGGAUUGGAAUUGUCUGAAGAAGUUAUUGCAGCAAAUAUGCCAGAAUUACAAGUUGCAACUUUACCACCAAGUGAAAUAGUUGAAGCCAGACCUACGAACGGAGGUCUCCAUGGAAUGGUUGCCCCAUUAUCUGGACAAUCUUUAGGUUUAAAACGAUCUCAAGUUACCCAUGGAAUUCGCGAGCUAACACUUUGUAAAGAUAAGGAUGGAAAGGUUGGUUUACGAGUAAAGGAAAUCAAUAAUGGAAUUUUUGUUUGUCUGGUAAAUGCUGGUAGUCCCGCUGCAUUAGCUGGAUUAAGAUUUGGUGAUCAAAUUUUACAAGUAAAUAAUGUUACCGUUGCUGGUUUUACCAUGGAAAAGGUUCAUGAUUUGUUCCGUAAAAGUGGAGUUAAUGGUAUAUCUGUGGUCGUACGUGAUAGGCCAUUUGAACGAACAGUUACUUUAUACAAGGACAGCACAAAUCAAAUUGGAUUCCAAUUUAAAAAUGGAAAAAUUGUCCGUUUAGUAAAAGAUUCAUCAGCUGCAAGAAAUGGUUUAUUAACAGAACAUCAACUUUUAGAAGUAAAUGGACAAAAUGUUGUAGGAAUGAAAGAUAAAGAAAUUACUAAAAUAAUUGAAGGAGGUGGACAAUGUGUUACAAUUACUGUAAUCCCAACUUUCAUUUAUGAACACAUGGUUAAAAAGAUGGCAACGAGUCUCUUGAAGGAAUCAAUGGAUCACUCAAUCCCAAGCAUUUAAAAUGGACACCUACAAUCUGACAAACAUAUAUUUUUAACCAAAUAAUAGUUAUUUAUAUCUGUUUUAAAAUAUAGUGUUAUCAAAAUAUGAAAAAACAUUUUACAAUCAUUUUUAACUCAUGAAUUGAGUAAAUUUUUGACCAAAACGAUUUUUUUUUUACUACUGAAUGUUUAAAAAAAAAACAUAGUAUGCAGUUAUUUUUCUAAAUAAUAGAAUUUCUAGAUUUUAUAUUGUUAAUUUGAAUAAAAUAUUUUAUUUCAUCAUUAAAUCUAUUAUACCGGCUGACCAAUAAGAACAAAAUCAAAAUUAAUAAACUUAAAGGAAUUUUACGAAAUCAAAAUGAACUGAAACAAUGUCUUUGAAUUGGUUAUUUUAUUGGAGUUAGAGUUGUCUAACUUUUCUUACCAAUACCAAGGUAUCUGUGAAACCCCUUAAUAAUUAAUCAACU
This is a messenger RNA of Chrysoperla carnea, 1574 nucleotides long. RefSeq names its product syntenin-1-like. NCBI's taxonomy places the organism in Eukaryota, Metazoa, Arthropoda, Insecta, Neuroptera, Chrysopidae. Gene Ontology annotation, cellular component: cytoplasm; plasma membrane. The record is from RefSeq and is a predicted model, not a curated record. Bases 194 to 1126 code for a protein of 310 amino acids. The transcript is spliced from 5 exons. Gene Ontology annotation, molecular function: protein binding.